UGGCGGGCGGUGAGCGAGGACGCAAGGAUUGGAAAAGAAACGGCAUCUGCCCGGGGAGUCCGGAACCGGCAGGCCGGAGACGAUUUCCCCCAACGCCGCCACCGAGACAGCGGCUGCACGAGGCUGCCGACCACCCGGGAGCGCCAGGGUCUCUGGCCGCCGGGGCCAGCAAGCCAGGGCUCGGCAAGCCUUCCCAGCCAGCGCCUGGCCGGGAGGGAGGAGCUGCGGAAGGCGGGGACUGGUGCCGGAGGAGGGGCGGAAUGGGAACGCUCCUGAGAACACCGUGGCUGCACAGACAAAAAACACCGAAUGGCUGGUGAGCGUUCAGCUGUUACCAGCCUUUUUGGGCAGAGUACGGGUUUGACAGCUCCACAACGUGAGGAUAUCCGCUGACGCCGAGAGACGGAGGAGAACACUUUCCCGACACUGCCUGUCCAGCAAAGCCAGCGCUGUAAGGUUUCAACUUUCCAACUUUUUUUCUCAGUCUCUGACCAGAAGACUGCCCCUCCGGGCAGAAGGAGAGGGCGAGCUCUAUCUUGUAGAUCGAAUACACUUCUGCCUCCAAAUGUCACCCAGACGUAUGUUUUCAUGACGAUUCGAGUUCUCUGAUUUUAUUCUUACAUUUCUCGUUUUAAAAAAUGCAAAGUGCUUUGGGGGACAUGCUGAAAGGUAACUGAAGACAGCAAAGAAAAAACUCCAAUUGUCAUGGCUGAAGGAGAGAAUGAAGUGAGAUGGGAUGGACUGUGCAGUAGAGAUUCAACUACUAGAGAGACAGCACUGGAAAACAUUAGGCAGAUCAUUGUGAGAAAAACCGAGUGUCUUCGUUUGGUGAAAGAGACACCUUAUCGUCCAGCAGACGGCCUUUCAAAUGCUGUUUCUUUGGAUGGGUUGAAUAAGCUUCUUGCUCAUCUGCUUAUGCUUUCUAAGAGGUGUCCCUUUAAAGAUGUAAGAGAGAAAAGUGAGUUUAUUCUGAAGAGCGUGCAGGAACUUGGAAUUAGAAUUCCUCGACCACUAGGACACGGACCAAGCAGAUUCAUCCCAGAAAAGGAGAUUCUCCAAGUGGGGAGUGAAGACGCACAGAUGCAUACUUUAUUUGCAGAUUCUUUUGCUGCUUUGGGUCGUUUGGAUAAUAUUACCUUAGUGAUGGUUUUUCACCCACAAUAUUUAGAAAGUUUCUUAAAAACUCAACACUAUCUACUGCAAAUGGAUGGGCCAUUACCCCUACAUUAUCGGCACUACAUUGGAAUAAUGGCUGCAGCAAGACAUCAGUGCUCCUACUUAGUGAAUCUCCAUGUAAACGAUUUCCUUCAUGUUGGUGGAGACCCCAAGUGGCUUAAUGGUUUAGAGAAUGCUCCUCAAAAACUACAGAAUUUAGGAGAACUUAACAAAGUGUUAGCCCAUAGACCUUGGCUUAUUACCAAAGAACAUAUUGAGGGACUUUUGAAAGCUGAAGAGCACAGCUGGUCCCUUGCAGAACUGGUACAUGCAGUAGUUCUACUUACACACUAUCAUUCUCUUGCCUCGUUCACAUUUGGCUGUGGAAUCAGUCCAGAAAUUCAUUGUGAUGGUGGCCACACAUUCAGACCUCCUUCUGUUAGUAACUACUGCAUCUGUGACAUUACAAAUGGCAAUCACAGUGUGGAUGAGAUGCAGGUCAAUUCAGCAGGAAAUGUUUCGGUAAGUGAUUCCUUCUUUGAGGUCGAAGCCCUCAUGGAAAAGAUGAAGCAGUUACAGGAAUGUCGAGAUGAAGAAGAGGCAAGUCAGGAAGAGAUGGCUUCACGUUUUGAAAUAGAAAAAAGAGAGAGCAUGUUUGUCUUCUCUUCAGAUGAUGAAGAAGUUACACCAGCAAGAGAUGUAUCUCGUCACUUUGAGGAUACUAGUUAUGGCUAUAAGGAUUUCUCUAGACAUGGAAUGCACGUCCCAACAUUUCGAGUCCAGGACUAUUGUUGGGAAGACCAUGGUUAUUCUUUGGUAAAUCGUCUUUAUCCAGAUGUAGGACAGUUGAUCGAUGAAAAAUUUCACAUUGCUUACAAUCUUACUUAUAAUACAAUGGCAAUGCACAAAGAUGUUGAUACCUCAAUGCUAAGACGGGCUAUUUGGAACUAUAUUCACUGCAUGUUUGGAAUAAGAUAUGAUGACUAUGACUAUGGUGAAAUUAACCAGCUAUUGGAUCGUAGCUUUAAAGUUUAUAUCAAAACUGUUGUUUGCACUCCUGAAAAGGUUACCAAAAGAAUGUAUGAUAGCUUCUGGAGGCAGUUCAAGCACUCUGAGAAGUUGAAGGAUCCUGCAGCAGCAAUAAAAGCUUCCUCUACUCACUGCACCAUUUCCUAGCUUGCUGUUCAGCACCAGGUGGCUCUUGAAGGUUCGAUUAUUGUUGUGACUAUUAGAAGGCACAGUCCUUACAUGUUCCAGAAGCACCUGAUGGCUCUUUGGCAUGGCCUUGGUGGUGUGAUCCUCUAACCUGAACACUGGGUCCCCCUCUACCCCGUCAUAUAACCUAGGUGCUAAGUUCCACAUACCACAGACGAACGUAAAAUAACCUAGUGUCGUUUACAUUCACAAUAACAAACUGCACACACUAAUCACCAUUUUCAGGCAAUCCUGAGAGAAGCUCACAGUAGCCUAGUGUGCCAGGGCACACCACUUAAGAACUUCAAGAUAAACACAUUGCUAAUGAGUUUAUAAGAAGCGGCCGCAGUACAUCAGGAAGUUUCAGACAACAUUCUUUUUAAGCCACUUUUCUAAAAGACUGUCAACAUCCCAACCACAUUGAGGACCAUUACUUUCUUUUUCCAGUUCCCCAUCAAGAAAAAGUUGGUUAACUUAUUACAUUGCUUUAUCAAUUACCCUACCAUUAUUUCUAAAAACAGUGCUCACACUUCAGUGUGGGACUUUUGUGAUCUAACAGCUCAUCCUGUUUUCAAAAUGGCCUGUUUUUCAGCUCUUUUUGUAGAAGAGUUGAAAUUUAAGUAUACUCUCACUCAUAUAUCAAUUUCACCUGGUGCCACCCAACUGGCCAGACGCAGCUACAACCCUGUCAGAAGUAAGGGUCUGAUGCCCACACCGUGGAGAGAAGAGCCAGCAAGCAGCCGGUCCUCCACAGUGUGAUGACCUGGCUCCCUGAUGCACUAUGUUGAUUUUUGUUCCCCAUGCCUCUGUCCCCUUCCACGGCAGGGUAGGGUAAGGGUAUACUAUGUAAUGGAACAGCAGAAAAACACAGGGGCUAGAUGUUUACUUUCAGAUGAAGAGCCCUGGCCUUGCUACAGUAUGAUCUUACACAAGUCACCUAACCCUCCUAGACCUACCUACCUCAUCUGUCACCUAGCUGAUGACCUCAGAGAGAUCUUACAAGGAUAGAAUGAACGUGCUUUUAAAAGUAUACAGCACUAUUAAAGAUACCACUCUUGUCAGUUAAUCCACAAGCAUCAAGAACCUGCUUUGCACAAGGCAAUAUCCUUCCCCCAAAGUGUCUCCACCGGAGUGGGGAAAAAGAGAUAAAAGUUACAAAACAAUAAUACAGAACAAGUUACACAGCUCAUGAUUAAUUGCUAUAUAAGUAGUAUAGAUUUCUUAUGACCGUGGGCUUGAAAAGCUCAUGGGAAGGGCCUGCAAGGGCCGGCAGCAUUGGGCCAGGUAGGUAAGGGAUACGGCACGAGCAAAGGUACAAGGUUAGGGAAGCACGCGAAGCCCAACCCGGCUGUAGGGAAGGUUGGGGGAGGGAAGAGGUAGGAACAGGCCCGUUACAGUCGAGUGUCCGCCCGGUGUGCUGCCCCUUGCCGCGCAGCCGGCCGUGCCCACAUCCCUUCAAGGUGCCACACGGCCCCACCAUUUUGUUAUAUAUCAUUGACUGCCCCAGACUUAGGUGCCAAAGCAAACCACAGACAGCCUGUGGUCGAGGCAGCUGCUGCCUGAGGCACGAAAGCCCGACACCGCAGGAGAGUGACUCACGGAACCAGUCACAUCUCCCCAGUGGGACACAGAAAGUCAUGCCAACAACAGAGGAGACAGAGUCCCACUCACGGAGCGCGGCAAGAAGAAGACUCAAGGCAGCUGAAGCCACGGCCAUGCAGGAGCCUAGAGGGAACGAGGGGGAGGAAGGGCUUUUCCUACAAGAGCUGACAGAGCACGGCUGGGUCUCAGCAGGGUGGAGCAGAUGAUGCCCGCUACUGAGGGGGCCACUGGGGGGGUCUCUGGUUCCACCUGGAACAACCUUCCUGGUCCUGAGUGCCUGUCCAGCAGGCUCUGGGCAAUGCGCUUGUUUCCCAGCUUCCUUCUUCCCCAGACAUCCUCACCUUCAACUCCUUCAUUAACCAGGGCAGAGGUUCUCAGUGCUGCCUGAAGAGCAGACUCACCUGUGGAACUUUUUAAUGGUGCAGAUAAUCAGCCUCCCACCCAGAGCUCCUGAAUCAAUUCCGGGGGAUGGGGCCAGGACAAGUGUUUUGUUGUUGUUGUUUUUGUUUUUUAAUUCCACAGCUGAUUCCAAUGUUCUGCCACAGUUGAGAACUGAAUUAAGGCAAGUUGAGCAGGCUUCUGCUCCUGGCAACCUGAGAAAGCUUCACGUCCACGGAGCAGACUGUGAGCCUCAAUGAUUUAAAGUCACGCUCAUUUUUCCUACUCUUAUGCAAAAUUUUAUUUACCUGGAAAAAAGCAAAUUUCACAUCAACCUAGCACACCCGAUUCUUUCAAAUAGCUUCAGGUUCCGAGUUCCUGUUUAAUAACAUGUCGUUACGACACAGCGUUUAUGAAGCACUUUCACAACCGUGAUUUGAGGCCUUGCUGUCUGUCAGGCUCUGGUAUCAGGUUCUUUGUACAGGUCUGCUCAUUUAUUAGCCUUACAGGUCUGCAAAGUGGACAUCAAUCAUCCCCAUCUUAGACAUGAGAAAUAUAAGCUCAGAGAGGUUAAGCCCAAGGUUAAAAGCUUGAUAAAGCGAGGCCUUAACUCAGAAUUGUCUGACUACAGCCUUCUGGUCUUCCUGGAGUGUUCUUAGGAUGCUUGUUUGAUUUUCACGACUCUCUGCAACAGGGCAGGGAUAUCACGUCCCCAUUUUACAGACGAAAAGACGGGUUCUGAGAGAUUCUCCUGUCGAGUCACCACCCCCCCCCCGCCCCGAGAGAGGCUGGAUUUGAAUCCACAGCCUCUGAGUCAAACCGAGUCUUUCCACACGGCCUUGCUGAUCCAGCACAGUGCCUAGGCAAUGGUAGGGACACCUCCGUUUUGGAAAAGAGAUUAUUUAAACACUCAAAUUCAUUUACUGACCCAAACCACUGCUGUUAGACCUAACCCAGGAUGAAAAAAUUAUCCUAAAAAUAGAAAUUUUUCAAGGUAAGACACUCUCAUCUUUCCUUUGGUUUGCAUCAGUGAUUUCCCACCGUUCAAUGUAGGGCCCCACUGUAAUGUCACAUAGUUUCACAGACCCUCCCUCACAUAAUUAACAUAGAUGCUAAUGAACACGUACGGGUUCAUGAAAAGCGUGACUUAAUUCAGAGUAGCUUUCAGCUGUAUUUCUCAAUUACGACAAUGUCUAUAUACUUUUUAAACAACAGCAAUACAUUUAUGCCUAGAUCUUCUAUUUAUGCAGUUUACAGAAAAUGCAAACAAGGGGGAAAAGCCACAGAAGAAAUCAUGACAUCAGGCAAUGAGUUAAAAGUCCUUGCAUCCCACUGUAAAUAACAUUCAGCCUCUUCCAGAGAGCUCCAAAUUAUAAUCAUCUUUAACAUGCUCUUGUUAUUUAUAGAAACAAAGCCACCCAAAUGCCUACCAAUCUUUACCCAUACAGGUCACA
Molecule: messenger RNA, 5783 nt
Organism: Aethalodelphis obliquidens (Pacific white-sided dolphin)
Lineage: Eukaryota; Metazoa; Chordata; Mammalia; Artiodactyla; Delphinidae
Gene: SESN1
Product: sestrin 1
Exons: 10
Coding region: 706-2331 (541 amino acids)
Biological process (GO): regulation of response to reactive oxygen species; positive regulation of macroautophagy; negative regulation of TORC1 signaling
Cellular component (GO): nucleus
Molecular function (GO): oxidoreductase activity, acting on peroxide as acceptor; L-leucine binding
Source: RefSeq, a predicted model, not a curated record